AUGUUGAAGCCCUUCCAGAUAAAGGAUCAGCAAGUGUCCCCACCUUCGAAGCCAGUAGAGCCCUCUGGUAUUCGGGAAGUUCAGAUCUCAGCCUCUGAUUAUGAUAACAUCGCCUCAAAUCAUCCCCGGGCGAGGUUAACUUACCUAGAUGACGAUGAUGGCGAUCAGAUUACGGUUGGGUCUUCUCUCGAGCUUGCCCAGCGCCUAGAUGAGCCCCUGGAGAUUUGGUCUCGGCAUGAGCCUACCCAGCUCCCCCAAGAUGAACCAGAGCCGAUGCACAUAUUUGAUAUUCGUCGGUCAAAGUCGGUGACUGAACUGUGGAAGCGAUUUGAGAAUCAAUCUUCCCCUGAUCAUAAGAUUCCCGAAACAAAAAACGAUGCACCGAUGAUGGCGGAGCCUACAGCAGGUACUUCAGCUAGCGAGAAGCCCACUUUGAAUCACCACAGUGCUACUACUGCCCCCGGUGAUGACUCUCGGCCUUUGCUCGCAGCAUUCGAGGCCGAGUUGGCCAAUAUUCUUGGCUCAACGGAAGAGCCUGCGGAGAGAGCGCCUCAAGCUGAACCCUCACCUGCCCCUGAGCCCUCGACAAAUACCAAUUCACAAAGAAUGCCUCAGGGAGCUGAGGCUCUUGCGGCACAAAUCCUGCACCACUUAACUAACGGGGCCAAUAUGGUUCAAUCUGAGCUAAGGACAAGACUGCCAGAAUUGCAGCGUCAAGUUCGUGAUGCCCAGAGGCAUCUGCCCGAGAACAUUGGCGCAUCCCUGCAAGCUCUGCUUACCACACUUGAAGUUCACGUGAGAGCCGCUUUUAACAACAUACCGGAUAACGGACGACAAUGGGCAGAAGAAGCCAUUCAUGCUGGGCGGCCUGUGGCUGAAAAUGCCGCUGAAGGCUUUCGAAUGAUGGCUUCUGAAUUUAACGAAGUUGGUCGAACCUUAUUUGCAGCCUUUGAGCAUGAGUUUGGACGAGCUGCACCUCGGGGGAUGAACGACCCAUCUGAUGGAUCAAAUACUCCCCCCACUUCUGCCGCCAAUGGUGUAAGCAAUGCGCCUUCCGCGUCGAUUAAUUCUCAGGCCACCGAGCCUCAUGCCGCGGAUUCUAAAUCCGAGGAGAAAUCCUCUAUGGGAUAUGAUCUCGCAUCAAUGGCAGAACUUGCAACGAGCAGCCAAGCUACGACUUCCGAUGCCAGAACUGCUGGUGCAUAUCAGCCUUUCUACCCUCAACCUCCGUCUUCCUUUCAUCGUUACGGUCUUGAUUCUGUGCCGAACCUUCAAUACUCCUUGCCACGAACUGGGGGAUACACCUCGACUUUUUAUCCUCCACCCUAUUAUCCUUCAUUCGUACCUCACCAUAUGCCGCAACCUCGCUCUGUUGACCACCACGCUCAUCCUCCCCCUCCCCCUCCAAAAACGCAGCACUCUGACCUUGGCGCAAUCUCUCCUUGGUUGGCAGGGGUGAACGGCAUACCCCCUAUCUCAUCCUCAACCCAUCGACCUGGUCCCCUACCAGUACCCUCAUUAGAUCAUCAUUUGAAAAUGGGGGACACUCAAACAGCAGAGCCUGGAAAUAAGACCUUAUUCAUUGGCAAUGUCGGGUUCAACGUCACUGAAAGAACCAUCCAAGAUGUCUUUGCCUCAAAGGGUUUCCUUGUCACAGUGGAUCUUCCAUUGGAUGCUGUGUCAGGCAAACAUGCAGGCUUUGGCUACCUGCAUUUCCCUUCUAUUCACCCUGCCAUGGCCGCUAUGGAUGCCUUGCAGGGUACGCACAUUGACGGCCAUGCGAUCAACCUUGAAUUCAGUGACGCUAUGCCCAUUCAAGGUUUGGUAUAUGCUCCCAAUCAGCACCCCUCUCAACAUAAAUCAGGUUCAAAGACCCCUGGUUCCGAGGUGGAGCAAAAGCAGAGUAAAUCAAUUAAGCGGCGAAAAUCUGUCUCUUUCCAGGUAUCGAAUCAGUCUGCCAACGAGCCUAUAGGAUCUCAGUCUCAAAAUGCAGACAAGACUGCCCUCCAGUCGGCGGAAGCGGCGGCGUCAUCUCCACUGAUUGAUCUCUCUAUUGACGAGUCUGCCUGUGCUCCGCGGGCUCAGCAACCUUCCAUAAUGAAGGGGCAUUGGCAGCAAGGCAAGUCUAAGGAUGAACAUGACAUCUCUUUUGAUUUGAAUCCGGAAUCAGAGAUGAGCCGGUUCCCACCUGUUUCUCAACUGGAAGCUCAACAUUUGGCGACCCAGCACCAGCGUCAUGCGCCUGGACCUGUUCCCAUAACUCUAACUGCCAAUAAUAAUGACAGCAUUCCUACAUUCACAGGAGAUCUUCCCCACCGGUCUCGCACCACUCGAGGCAAUCAUGAUCAUGCCGGCCCUGGUCUGCGUCGUGCAAGCACUACCACGUUUACUCCGCUGAGGCAGAGCACUUCUAAACCGCGUGUCCUUGACGAGGCUUUCGGUACCCCUCUGCGACGUCGAGCCAGUGAGAGACAACCACUUCGCACAACUGCCCGUCCCACCAGCGAGUUAGACACGUGGGCUCGACUGGACAGAAGGGAACGCGAGCGGUCCCGACCAUCGUCGCAGCACAGUAUCCCUGGGAGCUUCCCUGUUGAAGAGGCUUCCCAAUCCACUCCGCACGAGGCGAGUGUAAACGACAGGCAAGACGAGGGCAUUGAAGAUUGUGUUUCUUCUCUAAUCGACAUGGGGUAUGGGAGUGUCGAGGAUGGUGGUCGGUCCCGGAUGACUAUAUAUGCUGCUGCAUCCAAUGGCAAUCUCUUUGAUGCCAUUGAAAUGAUUGAAGAGGAGCGCAAAGCUUAUGCACACCAGGGUCGGGGGUGA
This is a messenger RNA of Penicillium longicatenatum, 2823 nucleotides long. Its product is annotated as RNA recognition motif domain-containing protein. The coding region runs from base 1 to 2823 and encodes 940 amino acids. The transcript is spliced from 2 exons. The record is from RefSeq and is a predicted model, not a curated record. Gene Ontology annotation, molecular function: RNA binding. NCBI's taxonomy places the organism in Eukaryota, Fungi, Ascomycota, Eurotiomycetes, Eurotiales, Aspergillaceae.